CAUAGAAAAGGAACCACCGAAUUUACAAAUUGUAAGGUCAGACGACAACGUAGAAAGGCAUUGACUUGACAAGUUGACUGUUAAUCUGCUGAAACUUGACUGGCAGUCGUUCUGCGAUCGCCUAAUGGAGAUAGAUCAUACACAGAACGCGGUCACGUGGAAGGCGCGUAUUUGAUCUCCGCUACCGCGUUUCUUGUUUGCUGGAGGCGGCGUGUUGGCAUGUACUUAAAUACACGUGCACCCGACUCCCGUCCUUCCUUCCCAACAUCCUUCAUCCACCGUCAUCACUAUAGAGCAUGCAAUCGGCUACUCUCUCCCGGACGUCCUCGACGGCCAGCAUAUCUUCCACGGAAGAUGCAGCGCGUCGUACGCGCAAACGCUUUUCCACCGUUCAACUCAUAAUGUUGGAGCAGCUCUUCCACCGGACAUCCCACCCGACGCGAGAAGAACGCGAAGCACUUGCGAAUAGUGCAGGAAUGGAAAUUAAGUCUGUCACCAUAUGGUUCCAAAACAAACGCCAGACAGAGCGAAAAGUGGCCCUCCACAAUGCCACCAACGUCUCCAAUGGAGAUGGGUCUUCUUCACCACUCACACAUGGUCAUCACCAUGCACAUGCUUCUUCGUCACGUCCUGCCCACUCCCGAUCAGGUUCUUUCUCAAGCUUGCAUACUCCGCGGAGACGGGUAACGCCUCCUCGCCCGCGUCCCUCCCUUGACCGUGUCGCGGCACGUUCCGAAUCACGUCUCCCCCCACCCCGCACACCUACCAAGCCUCAUAAUCCGCACGCGUCGCUCUGGGACAACAUGCCCUCCUCCCCACUGGCACCUGCCAGCCCUCCUACACGGGACUUGGUAGACUUCGUGGGCAGUGGACGUACCCUUGAAUGGGCGUGUGCUGCGGCACGACUAUCCGGAAGGCGCAAAGAAGACGAUGAAGCUGAAACGGAAGAGGAAGAAAUGGAAGCUCUUACACCGGAAGGGAGCUUAGGAGCUGGAGAUUACGCCUGGAAUAGGGGAUCUGCGUUUCCCGUCCAGAAGCGCAGGCACGUGUCUCGGAACUUGAAAAUUGCGCCCAUGGCAGUAAACAGGAAAGGUGCGAUUCAAGACGACGAUAUGAUGCGAGCAGCGCUGGUCCUGUGUGGACUGGGAAAGCGCAGAGCACUACCAUUAUCAUUUGCACAUACCCUGCAUUUUCAAAGCACGUCUUUGGAUAUUUAUUAUCAUGUUGUAUAUAUCAUACUUCGUGCGUCUUCGAGCAUUUUUCGAAAGGCCUCUGUGAUCGAGCAUUGAACCUCUGUAAUGAUCCGUGGCUGACGCAAAGCCAUUUGAAAUCGUAUCGAACUUCAGAUCAUGAACUUCCAGGGUGUGGAAGGAGUCGCGAGGGUAUAAGGGUUGCCCUGCGGAUCAUCCGAAGGCCAAUGAAGCUAGCCUAGACGUUCUAGGGCACUACAAAGACACUUGAAAUGAGCUUCAGAGUUCUUGGACCCGGAUAAGAAGUCAACAAGUCUUAACUAUGUACUAGUACUUAGGAUGAUGAUGAUAAGAUAAGUCGAGACUCGUUAUAUCGGCAU
Molecule: messenger RNA, 1570 nt
Organism: Suillus paluster
Lineage: Eukaryota; Fungi; Basidiomycota; Agaricomycetes; Boletales; Suillaceae
Product: homeobox-domain-containing protein
Exons: 4
Coding region: 297-1289 (330 amino acids)
Biological process (GO): regulation of transcription by RNA polymerase II
Molecular function (GO): DNA-binding transcription factor activity, RNA polymerase II-specific; RNA polymerase II cis-regulatory region sequence-specific DNA binding
Source: RefSeq, a predicted model, not a curated record